AACUUUAAGAUAUUAAGUAUUGUGUUACGUCUCCAAUCAGAUCCUUCCAGAUCUAUCUUUACACAAGCAUUAACCUAGAUUCUGUCUGUUUGCUUUGUCCCGUGAAGCAAAGUGUCAGGUGUUAAUUCAUUCGAGACCUCCCUUUUCUGAAGAACACAACGUGUAUCUUUACAUCUCUAAAACAUGUGUCGACCUCUAACUUCUGAUGUGUCUAUCAUUAAUAAUAACUCUUUGUGAUUUUGAGAUUUACAAUGGAACCUAAAAUAACCUCUUUAGUCUUACUAACAAUGUCACUCUCUGUUCCCGUGAGACUCUAUUCUUACCAGAGGAUAACAAUCAUGAGGAUGGGGAAUUUGUCAUCGUCAACAUCCGGAGCUCUGUCAGGCACAUCAUGUACUCAGUUUGUUCAGGAUGUGGUGUCUCAUAACUGUGUUGUCAUAUUCUCUAAAACAUCUUGCCCAUACUGCAAGAUGGCCAAAAAUGUGUUCAAUGAAAUAGGUGCGACAUACAAAGUGAUUGAAUUGGAUCAGCACACUGAUGGUAGACAGCUCCAGGAGGCUUUGGCUCAAAUGACAGGUGCAAAGACGGUUCCCCGAGUCUUUAUCAAUGGCCAGUGCAUCGGCGGAGGCUCAGACACUAAGGAGCUGCACCAGCAGGGAAAGCUGCGGCCAUUAAUAGAACAGUGCACCCCGUGCUGUUCCUCAGAGGGCUCUGGCUCUGGCUCCAGCAGCGGGUAGCCUCUCUCCAAUCAUAAUAAAAUCAUUCACUAACUUCUUCAUUCACUUGACAUGUUGCCCCAGCCAGAGCAAUUAUUUAUUAGAUGUGGAUACUCUUUCUUUUUGAUGUAGUGUAUAUUUGUGUUCAUUUUAACUGUAAUGCAUGACAUUAGCCUACCUCAUAAAUCAGGGAUGUAAAGCUAUAUUUUAAUAAAUGCUUGUCCAACAACAUGGCUUGUGCAUCACCUUUUCAUCUAAGUUGUACUUGUUUUCUGGUUAUGUGGACAGAGGUCAUGUUAGUGGCAAACAACUGACUUUGUAAUAGUAUUUCGAUUGCUAUUGUUAUUUUACAUGAUGUACAAUAAAUAUGGUGGUAAGACAUGUAA
Molecule: messenger RNA, 1102 nt
Organism: Alosa alosa (allis shad)
Lineage: Eukaryota; Metazoa; Chordata; Actinopteri; Clupeiformes; Clupeidae
Gene: glrx2
Product: glutaredoxin 2
Exons: 4
Coding region: 252-737 (161 amino acids)
Source: RefSeq, a predicted model, not a curated record